Molecule: messenger RNA, 240 nt
Organism: Meloidogyne enterolobii
Lineage: Eukaryota; Metazoa; Nematoda; Chromadorea; Rhabditida; Meloidogynidae
Source: the annotation of a GenBank genome assembly
AUGGUAAAUGAUGACCAAAAAUGGGGGGAAUUAUUGGAGGAAGCAGAAAAUCUCCCAAUGGAUGGAUAUAAUAGAGGAUUAGAAUCAAGUGUUAGUGAAAGAAUUGUUCGAAAUGCGGGCCCAGUUCUAGCUAAAAAAUUGGAGCAAAUAGCAAAAGAAAAGGGAGGAUUGCCUGUAGGGGAUGCUUUUGCUACUGAAAGUUUUCAAAUUGGACGUUAUUAUUUUGCUAAAAGUAAUUAA